AUGAGUGUCUCAGAACCAUCCAGAAUAAAACAUGAAGAUACUGAGGAACAAACAGACUGGAUGGAAUUAAAACAGCAAAGACAUGAGGUGAAUGAAGUGGAGGAGGAAUGUUGUAAAAUCAAAGGUGAACAGCUGUUCACAUGCACUCAGUGUGGAAAGAGUUUCAGACUAAAAUGUACCCUAAAGAGGCACAUGAGAAUCCACACUGGAGAGAAACCAUACACAUGCCCUCAGUGUGGAAAGAGUUUUAGUGAUGCACGAAAUCUCCAUUAUCAUCUGCACAUCCACUCUGGAGAAAAGCCUUUUAACUGUGAUCAGUGUGGUAAAAAGUUUAUUUCAUCAUCAAGGCUAAAAUCACACCAAAAAGUUCAUUCAGAUGAGAAGCCUCAUGUGUGUUCUUACUGCGGAAAGAGUUUUUCACAGCUGGCCAGUCACAAACAGCACCAGAAAACACAUAAUGAAGUGAGAGAACACAUAUGUUUUGAGUGUGGGAAGAGCUUUACUAGAGGCUUACAUCUGAAGCGGCACCAAAGGAUUCACACUGGAGAGAAACCUUACACAUGCUCAUACUGUUACAAGAAUUUCAAUCGGUCUGAGCACUUGAAAGUACAUGAGCGAGUUCACACUGGAGAGAAACCUUACAAGUGCUCCUAUUGUGACAAGAGUUUCAUUCAGUAUGGAAGCCUGAAAAAACAUGAGCAAGUUCACACUGGAGAAAACCAUACCACUGUACUCAGUGUGGAAAGAGUUUCACUCAGUCAGUGUCUCAACUGACUCAUGUUGCAAAACAUUGUUCUAUGAGCAAAAGUUUUCUACAGAUUCAGUAUUUCAAAUAAAUUAUGUGGGAUUCAGAUUCAGUACAUAUGAGAUUAGUUGAAAUACACUAAUUUUGCUUUAAAAUGACACAAGAUUUGU
Messenger RNA from Carassius carassius (crucian carp), 915 nucleotides. RefSeq names its product gastrula zinc finger protein XlCGF7.1-like. The transcript is spliced from 2 exons. Gene Ontology annotation, cellular component: transcription regulator complex; PcG protein complex. Gene Ontology annotation, biological process: regulation of transcription by RNA polymerase II. The record is from RefSeq and is a predicted model, not a curated record. NCBI's taxonomy places the organism in Eukaryota, Metazoa, Chordata, Actinopteri, Cypriniformes, Cyprinidae. Gene Ontology annotation, molecular function: DNA-binding transcription factor activity, RNA polymerase II-specific; RNA polymerase II cis-regulatory region sequence-specific DNA binding. Bases 1 to 774 code for a protein of 257 amino acids.